GUGCAUAUGUCUAUGGUCUGCAGUGUUUGCAGCGAGACACGUGAUCAAACAUUGCGUCACGCGCGGGUUCAAAGUUGAAAGUCAAAAUCCAGGAGCCCCUGCUCAUACACGGCUUAUCGCAGCAUGGCGAUUUUCGCAGGUUAUAGAGUGCUCUCGCAGGCUUUUCGACCGCUCGCUUCCAGCCUCGACGGAUCGUGCAGAUCGCUGGAGCAAGCUAGAUGUUUGCACCAUGUCCUACAGACAAAUGAACGACAGUGUGCCCGUCCGGGGACACACGGAGCACGUCGUCAGUACAGCUCUGAUGCAAAGUCUGGGGAUGACCUGUGCGUUAGAUAUUUGGACGGGGAAGAUUCAGGGAUUGUUGUUUUCGGGAUCAAUCGACCGAAGGCUAAAAAUGCAAUUAGCAAAAACCUUGUGAAAAUGAUGUCAGAAGCUGUGGAUGCAGUUAAAGGAAAUAACAAGGUGCGCACUGUAAUCCUGUGCAGUCUGGUACCUGGAAUAUUCUGUGCAGGGGCCGAUCUGAAGGAGAGAGCCAAAAUGCACCAAAGUGAAGUUGGACCCUUUGUUUCCAAAGCAAGAACGCUCAUUACAGAACUCGGUAAUCUCCCCAUGCCCACCAUCGCUGCCAUCGACGGGGCCGCCUUGGGAGGGGGCCUGGAGAUGGCUCUGGCCUGUGACAUCCGCGUGGCAGCUACCACUGCCAGAAUGGGACUGGUUGAGACAAAACUAGCCAUCAUUCCUGGUGCAGGGGGUACCCAGCGUCUGCCCCGGGCCGUCGGCGUGUCCCUGGCCAAGGAGCUGAUUUUCGCCGCCCGGGUGCUGGACGGGGCGGAGGCUCAGACCCUGGGCCUGGUCAGCCACGCCGUGGAGCAGAACAAGAGCGGGGACGGGGCGUACAGGCGAGCCCUGGACCUCGCCCGCGAAUUCCUCCCUCAGGGGCCCAUUGCAAUCCGAAUGGCCAAGCUCGCCAUCAACCAGGGGAUUGAGGUGGAUUUAGCUACAGGUUUAGCCAUUGAAGAGGCCUGUUAUGCCCAGGUGAUACCAACAAAAGACAGAAUCGAGGGUCUCACAGCGUUCAAGGAGAAGAGGCCUCCGCGAUUCAAGGGAGAGUAGAUUCAUUGGCCGAUCAGAAACAGCUGCUGCCUUCAAGUUUUUAAUUUCACAGCUUCUCUCUGAUUUCGUAACACGAAAGUAAAAAAUGAUUUAAACUGAAUUAGGGCCCGUCACCAGGGGCAGGUUGGACUGCCGGUGAGCUGAAAAAGCCCCAGGUGGGGCAGUUGUGUGUGUGUGUGUGUUUUUGUUUGUAAAAGAAGCUGUUCGGGUCAAAAUGGCGGUCGCAUCCGCCAUCUUUCCAUGAGCGGUCCCUGGCGGGUUUUUUGGGUGGCGUGAGAACGGACAGUAAAAGCGUUCCGGGCCCAGAGAGGGUCGGAUUUGGGAAUGUUUAAACCCAGCUUGUCCUCGGCGUACCGUAUCCGAAGAGCCCCGUUGCAUGGUUUGAAAAGUUUUAUUGUCUCAUAAGUUUGCCGCCUUCUCCGUCUGUGAUGAUGCAGUUCGUUUUUUUGUCUUUGUCUGUGUAGCAGUUAAUUUCCUCUUUUGUCUGCGAAGCAUAAGUUGGUUUCACUUCCGGUUAAUUUCUUCUUUGUGAUGCAUACUUAUCCAGCAGUACUGUAUACACUGUAUGUUAGCACCACGGACCGAGCCUUUUGUUUAUCGUGUCGGACCAUGUCGAUGUAAUCGAGUAUGCUUGUGUUAAUCCAGGUAAAACCGGAAUGAAUAUCCCCUCUUUAAUUAGAACAGGAUAUUAACACUGGCACGGGGAUAUACUACUUCGUAGGCUUCACCAUAACUGUACGUUAUGACACGAAAAAAAUAUUUUGCUUACUAAUUUCCAAAGAGAGGCACUUGGACUUUAACUGUAUUUUUAGAAGAUGAUGUUGAUUUCCAAUGGGGAAAAAAAUGAUUAUAGAUCUGUAACAAUAAAGUAUUGUCCCAUCCACCUCAGCAUGUCGUGAUUCAGAUUCAGUGUCGUGUAGUUGCACUACAAGUGUUUGUACACACGAAAACACGAACCAAGAUCAAACAACGGCUACUGUGCGCGCGAGAGAGAAUGUGUUUUCAGAGGUCGACUCCCGCUCUUGUUUAGGUGUCUAAUAGGAGAUAUCUGCUUCCAAAAUCAGAUCACUAGAGCAGUGUUUCUUAAAACUGUAGGCCAGGACUCAAAGUGGGACGCGGGAGUGUAUGAGGUAGGUCCCGGAAUGAGUCUGUAGUCCACCAAGCUUUGCUAGUACGUGCAUUUGACAGUUGUACCCUGAGUGGUACUAAAUUUAUAAUUUCAGUCUCGAUAUUUAGAAAGUUUGAGAACCAGUGGAGUAGAGGUCUUGAGCUUAGUAAUGGGGAGUGAAUGGUCACACAGUCUGCACAGUUUAAACUACGAUGUUUAGGACAAACUGUCUGAAAUGUGACUGCUGCCACUUCCUGUCCUACUCAUUCCAGUGUUUGUGCGUACAGACUUAAAGAUAAGCGACGGCGACAUAAACUCUUUGUCGGCUGGGUGCCGCAAAUUCUAUGGGUUUUACUCAACUUAACCUGUGAGUCACGGCGGCCAAAACGGCACAAAAAAGAUUAGAAACUAAAUUCUGUUUAAAAUUUAGCAUUAGCAACCAUUUACAAACACGGCUGUCGCACUGCACUCCACACAGUAGGUAUUUUCCGGAGGGAAUUACCAGCGCUGGACUGUUCCAUCAAUGAGAUUGUUGUUGUGUAUAAUUUGUCACAGUGGCAUUCAUUAAGGGUGGAAAACGGUCUCGACUGAAUAAGUGUGCUAAACUUCGAAUACCGCGUUUUUAUGCUACUCUUCCGUUUUUUUUAAUUGUUUUUUUUUAAAAAUACUUAAUGCGAUGCGUUCUGCGGGUUACCGAAACGAGGUAUCCCAGAUCCGUGUAGGAAAGCGAAACCACAUAACGCCUGCAUGCGUUUUGUUUAACGUUGAUGAGACCUAACCCACUUAGCUCAGUGAUUGGGGUUCCUCCGUAAGAGCGAACGAGUACCUUUGCAGUGCAGCGCUUGGCUUCCUCCUGAAGCCUCUGUUCAUUAGUCUCGCUGAGUUUAAUGUGAAUCGCUUCAUUUCAAAGUGGUUUUUGGCGCUGUGUAGCAACACUCAAAGCUCCCUUCGGUUAAACCCAGUUUAUGUCAAUGAGUGAAGAAGACUAAUAAAAAAUAAAUAAAAAAACUGUCUCUGCUGAUCAGCAUUCUUAUAAUCCGGUUUCUGGUGUAAAUUCUAGCGUUUCUUUUGAAGGCCUUGUGUAUUAUUUUGAACAUUCACAUUUGUUUUGAGUCUGGAUUAAUAUGCCAAUAUUAUUUCUUUAAUAUAUAAUCCAUGCGGCUGGGAUGGAAGCAGACCUGGUAUACGUGCUUCUUGUGUGUGACUUUUCUUUGAGAAUGACAUUUAUCUUGCGCAUUGAUGCAGUGCAUUGCAGUGCUUGGCAGCCAGCGAAGAGCUGGAAAUGUACAAACCUGGAAACAUUGACAUUCAAGCCAAAUGUACUGUAUUCACUUUCAGACGUUGGUCAUAAUGGUCUGUGGAAUCACUGAUGAAUUAAAAUGAUCGGUGAUUUCUC
Messenger RNA from Anguilla anguilla (European eel), 3617 nucleotides. It is a transcript of the gene auh, whose product is annotated as AU RNA binding protein/enoyl-CoA hydratase. NCBI's taxonomy places the organism in Eukaryota, Metazoa, Chordata, Actinopteri, Anguilliformes, Anguillidae. The transcript has 10 exons. Gene Ontology annotation, biological process: fatty acid beta-oxidation. The record is from RefSeq and is a predicted model, not a curated record. Bases 124 to 1113 code for a protein of 329 amino acids. Gene Ontology annotation, molecular function: enoyl-CoA hydratase activity. Gene Ontology annotation, cellular component: mitochondrion.